Messenger RNA from Aspergillus heteromorphus CBS 117.55, 623 nucleotides. RefSeq names its product cytochrome c oxidase subunit 6B family protein. The coding region runs from base 89 to 436 and encodes 115 amino acids. The transcript is spliced from 2 exons. Gene Ontology annotation, biological process: mitochondrial respiratory chain complex IV assembly. The record is from RefSeq and is a predicted model, not a curated record. Lineage: Eukaryota; Fungi; Ascomycota; Eurotiomycetes; Eurotiales; Aspergillaceae. Gene Ontology annotation, cellular component: mitochondrial intermembrane space; mitochondrion; respiratory chain complex IV.
GCUUCAAUGCAUUGCAUUGAUCGGGUCUUCCAGAACAUCUAACCUCAACCUCACCACCACCCUGCACCCGAAAACUCGAAAACACACAAUGGGCUGGUUCUCCUCAUCCUCCGACGCCCCCAAGACUGCCUCCGAUGGUGGUCGCAUAGCCCCCGACCGAAGCUCCCGCGCGCGAUGCUACGAAGGCCGCGACUUGUUCUUCGCCUGCCUGGACAGGCAUGAUAUCCUGGAUGCGAUCAAGGAGGAUAAGGAGGUGCGCCGGAAGUGCGGGAAGGAGAUCGCUGAGUUUGACACUGCCUGUUCCGCUGCUUGGGUCAAGUACUUCAAGGAGAAGCGCGUGAUGGAGUUUAACCGGGAUAAGACGAUUGAGCGCAUCAAGAAGGAAGAUGCCGCCAAGGUCCAGGAUUUGAAGGCACAGGGGUGGACUGCCCGGUAAAAAGGCAGAAGACAAAAGAAAGGGGAAAAUAAACGAGACCGAGGAUACGAUUGUGCUUGAAAAUUAGGGGCUCCGCCACUGUACCAUAUUUCGCUCUACCUGUUUUCUAAUGACGGCCAUUGCUACUAGACGCUCUCAACUACAUUCUUGGAACAUUGUCUUAUUAAGGUUGCCAUGGGCUUGCAUU